AUGAUUUGCCUAGCAAAGACUCUCCACUUCCUGUCCCAGAAUGAGAGAAACAUAAAGGUACAUUGUAUGAAAAUUCCAGACCUAAUAAAGCUGCUCAACAGGCAUAAAGAAAUAAAGCAAGAUGACCUGGAUAACAUAAACAUACAAAUCAUUAAUACCCUAAAUGAUAUUAACCCGAACAAAAUUAUAAACAACAUAGUAAGCAAUAAUGUGAGAAGGAAACACGAUUUAAAAUCGUUAAAACAAAAAAUUUUCUUCAAUCAUUUGUUACUCAAAACUGGGGUCGAAAGGGGCAACUUGUUCAAGGAGUACGAAUGCAAGGAAGGGACGAACAGGAGUGGCGACUCACAAAAUGAGGCCACAGCGGAAGGUGGGGCGGUUGCCCAGAUUGGCGAGAUUGGCGACGUUAGCAAUGUGCACAAGAAUAUAUAUGGAAGGAAUAAGAGGAAAGUGAAAAUGUCUAAAGGGUCCCAAAGCAGCAACAUGGAAAAAAGCACUCGAGGUAGCGAAAAAGGAGAGUUAAGCAUGGACCGGCUUUGCGAUCUGCCCAUUGGGGAAGAUAAAAAGGGAAGAACAAAAUUUACCUUUUUCGAAUUAGCACAUAGUUACUCCAACUUCAUCCUGGACAAUAUUUUGAGACAUGUCUGCUCAUACAUUUACAAUUACAAAGUAUUAAACAAAAUAAAUCAGGAAGAGAACAAGGGACACGAACUGGUUUCACUCUUUUUAAUAUCCAGCAUAUUUCACCACUUGUUCGAGUUAAAAUUUGGGUAUUCCUACAUGGUACAUUUUCUCAAUGGGCUAAGGUUAUACAAAAUUAAGAGAGCAAUAAAUGUCGACCAGGUUGGCUUCCAUCUGAUUGACGGGUAUGUUGCUGCUGCGGAAGGCAGGGGAAAUAUGGCCCCCGAGGGAGAGGCAGACCCCGUUUUGGAAAAGGUUUACGACGUGUCUUUCAUUAUAGACUACCUUAGUGAGGAUGCAAAUAGGAACAAUCGCCAAAUAGGCAACGGGCAAAAUAGCUGUCUGCACACAUUUGAAGAUACUAAAAGGAAGCAAACAUAUAUACUUAACAUGAAGGACAAAAUUUUACUAAGUUACAGCGUGGAUGAGUCUUAUUUAAACCACUUUCUGCAAAUUUUGCAAAAUAAGUACAACAGUGAACGGAUCAGUUUUUCAAGUUACUGUCUGCUAAUCCAUAUGUAUAGCAUGUCUAACCAUUUCGUAGUGAACAUGUUUUCCUCCCUUCCCCUCUCAUUUUUGAAGAAUAAAAUGGACACAAAUAUGAACAAUUUAAUCAUUUUAUUAAAUUCGUGCAUUUUUUUCUUAAGAGGAAAAUCAUUUUUAAAUACACUGAAUGCGUUUCACAUUCACGUAGUUUCAGAAGACGAGGGAAAAUUACUUGGGGACAAGGAUUGUGUGCACAAGGUGAAGGAAAAAAUGUACGCAUUGGUAGAGCAGCUAAUAAAUUACAUUUUUCAGAACAAAGAAACACUCAAUAAUAAUCAUUUGCUACAAUUAUUUGAGAUCCUCUCUUUUGUAAAAUAUAACAAAUCGCUCUUCAGUUACAUUUUUAACAAAAUGAAUGGCAGUCUGUGCUUGCUGGACAAAUAUCAAAUUUUUUAUUUUUUAAAUUCCUUGUCAAAUUACGACAUUGUGUGCAACGACAGAAAAAGGGACAUCCACAUGCACACCUUUAAACUCCUGGAGCAGUAUACCCCCAAGGAGAGGCAGCGCUUAGAGGGGUAUCUCCACGCGCAGCAUUAG
This is a messenger RNA of Plasmodium fragile, 1764 nucleotides long. RefSeq lists its product as uncharacterized. The coding region runs from base 1 to 1764 and encodes 587 amino acids. The transcript has a single exon. The record is from RefSeq and is a predicted model, not a curated record. NCBI's taxonomy places the organism in Eukaryota, Apicomplexa, Aconoidasida, Haemosporida, Plasmodiidae.